Molecule: messenger RNA, 4667 nt
Organism: Armigeres subalbatus
Lineage: Eukaryota; Metazoa; Arthropoda; Insecta; Diptera; Culicidae
Product: protein Skeletor, isoforms B/C-like
Exons: 8
Coding region: 551-4477 (1308 amino acids)
Source: RefSeq, a predicted model, not a curated record
CAGCAACCCCACGGAUGGAUUUAGUCUGUGGCGAGCUUUCGAACGGUGCGGAUCUUCUCUCUUGGCCUAGUCGGUGGACCGAGGCUGUCGUCGUUUCAGCAGUGUAAAGUACAGAAAAGUGUCUUGGAGUGGUGGCGCGUGGAAGGAAUUCAAACGGGACUUGAAGGCCCCAAGGAAGAGGUCUUCUGGAUGGGUUUCUCUUGCUGUGCAGCAAACUAGCGCGUGACAAAUAGUGGCACAGACGAGCCGCGGGUGAAAGGCUGGAUUUGUAGUGCAAGGCUGUGUGGAUUAGUGGUUUAUGACCAGUAGGGUCAACGAUUGCUCGGGCUCUCGAUUGAAAGUGAGAUUCUGGAUUUGAAAAUUCACCGUGAAAGUCUGGCUAGAAAAGUGACAGUGGUGCUUUUUUUCUCUCCAACUCGGGAGCAGAGUUGUCUUGUCCAAGUGGACGCUGGACGCGAAGUUAUCUCCGCUGGUGGAGUGUAGUGGAGUGAAACCGAGUGGUGAAGUCGAGAAGAACUAGAGUAGGACGGAACGGCACGAAACCGUUAAGAUGCUGUCCGGACGAGGGUUUAUCGUUGGAGCACUGGCGAUCUGUGGUAUCGUGUCCAGCGUAGAUGCCCUCCAGGGAUAUUACGGCACCAAAAUCGGUGAUCUAACCCAGCUGCAUCAUGGAGUAUCAGGCUCAGUGUACGCCGUCGAUGCGCGAACCAUAUUUCUGAAGAAUUUCAAUUACGACGGUGAAGGCCCAGCUGCGUACUUCUACGUGGGAAACACUCGUGCACCCAGCAACAAAGGGGCCCACCGUUUGCGGGAUGAGCGCGGUCGUUCCGGGGUGCUGCGAAAGUACCGCAACGAAGACAUCACCCUGUCGCUGCCGGAGGGCAAAACCCUUCGGGACAUCCGGUGGUUCUCGAUUUGGUGCGACGAUUUUAGUGUCAACUUCGGCGAUGUCGUCAUUCGGAACGAUUUGGAUUUUCCUAGGCCGACCAAGAUCGGACAGUUGGGUGGAGUGCACGACGUCAGUUCGGACAACAUUGUGAUCGUCGAUGCGCAGACGCUGCUGAUACCGAACUUCAACUACGAUGGAGAAGCGCCAGACGCAAAAUUUUGGGUUGGCCGUGGCCCAAAGCCCACCUCUCAGGGUAUCCGAAUUCCAGACGAAAACGGCAAGGAAACACCGCUGCGUCGCUACGAUAAAAAGACAAUCGUCCUAACUCUACCCGGGGACCUGACCGUGUUCGACAUCGGACAUUUCGGCGUGUGGUGCGAAGCGUUCACCGUCGACUUCGGGCACGUACGCAUCCCGGACCAGGUCAACGUGCCUCCUUCGCUGAAGAUGCUGGGCAUCAGCCCCCAGUCCAAACUGAACUGCGAAGUGCUGCUGGAUGACCUGGCAUUCGAAGUGCGAUGGGCCGUCGCCGGCGAGAGCAUUGUAAUCCAACUGGUUGCCAAACUAGAGGAUGGCGAAUACAUGUCCUUCGGUGUGUCUCCGGAUCAUUCUCGCAGCGUGAUGGUGGGAGCUGAUGUUGCGGUCGUUUGGGUCGAUAAAGCAACCGGAAAGGGAUACGCGCAGGACUAUUACUUGGAUGCCAAAUCGCAGUGUUCGGGAACACGUGGAAGCUGUCCGGAUACAAGGAUCAACGAGAACAGUAGCUCAAUUCGUCUGUUGAACGCUGCUAUGGUGAAUGGUUAUUCGAUAGUGACUUAUCAACGACCACUACGGGCUUCAGAUCAUUUGGAUCUACCAAUUUUCACCAACGGAUCGCAAGCAAUCGUUUGGGCCAUUGGACCGCUAAACCAACGGUACGAGGUAUCAUUCCACUCACAGUAUUUGAAAAAUACCAAACAAGUUGACUUUGGGCGUCAACCGUACUGGAAUUGUCCAACUCCGGAAUCGGAUCAACAGAAGCAGCAUGAUAAUCCACAAAAGCUACAAAGCGUAGAACCCAAUCGUCGAGCUGAUUCCAUGAAACGACCAAAUGCGCCCGCCACAGCGCGUCCCCCUGCGAAGGCCGGUGCCUGGGAGAUUCCUCCAAUUCAAUGCUACGAGCCGGAAGAUGGAGUGUUCUAUGCUCAAAUGGGUCCCACUGGAGGAAAACAAGGCUAUCCAGCCAUCACCGGUCAUGUCGGAUGGGGAAUCUCGUGGUAUAUCAAUGGUCUUCUUAUUCCGGAAAUCAAUGUGGUAAGGGGCAAGACCUACACAUUUGUAGUCGAGGGAGGAAACGAUCCGGAAACACCCGCCAAGUACCAUCCAUUCUACAUCACCGAUGAUUCCGUUGGAGGCUACGAACACCAAGAGGAAGAUGUUCGGAAGAACAUUCGAAUCUUUGCUGGAGUUCAUCAAAACCGCAAUGGACAACUGAUGCCGACAGGCGUUGGUCGUAUCUGCAACUGGACUCCAAAUCCCGACGGUCCAUCGGCCGAUUCGUAUCCCUCGUUUGGUGCCUACCAAAGAAGUCUCACUUUGAAAUGUGACCCCGGAGAGCCUGGAGUCAUCACCUGGACGCCAGAUGCCGAUACUCCUGAUACAGUCUACUAUCAGUGCUUCACUCAUCGAUAUCUUGGAUGGCGCAUCAAUGUUCACGACUCGUGCGAUGUAGCCUCCUCAAGUGAAAUAGAUGAGGUCUUUGUUGAUCCCAGUGAUGAAAGCAUCAAUGCGGAACCUUCAAUCCGGCACGAAUCCAAACUACUUCCGUCGGAAACAUUUCUGGAGCAGCACGAAAAUUUUGUUCACAAGAAUGACAAAGAUGUGAUAAAAAAUCAUAAAAUGACUGCCGAUCAACCAACCGAGCAUUUCAAGUUGGACUUAGAAAAUGACCCAGAAAUGUCUAAAAUCAUUGAAGAAGGAAUCCGAGCUGCUGAAGACCUUGAAGAAAAACUCCGAAACAACCAGACUUACGUGAACCAAACCACCAAUGAACAACAACCUCUGUCCCAUGUGGAAAUUAUGCACCAUGGCAAGCCAAUUCUUACCUCAUCUGGUUUACCGGUCUAUCUCCGUCCUCCAAGCAACGGUCCAAUGUUCCGACCCGUGAAGCUUCCCAUGCGGCGUCCAAUCGCCGUUGAACGACGCCCCAUCAACGGUCGACCUUCCCGCCCAUACAACAUCCCACAGCCCUCGAUGAUCAUCAGCCAUUAUCAAAAACCAGUCAGCCCUCUGAUGCGACCUUUCAUGCCCAAAAGUAAGCUUCCCGUGAAAGCCAUAGCUCCAAUCCUACUUCUCGGAGAGCCAACGGAGAUCAAACCAUUCCGCAAAGCACCUCCACCGCCACCGCUAUCCCAACUACAAUCGAUGGCGCCUCAACCAAUCGAAAUGAUGCUGGUGAAGCCAAUGAAAACUGUACCCUACAUGGUCCCCGAUGUAUCGCCCCAUCUGACCAUGGGUCUCAAGAAAAUCGAACCAGCGCCGAUCACUCUACCGAUCCGUCUCACCAAGCGGCCGAUCAUGAAGGAACCACCCCAAAACGUGAAACCCAUCUUCAAAGCCCCCUAUGAUGUUCACGAAAACAAAACCCCGAUAGACCCUCAAUCGAGCACCGGAUUCGAACCCAGCUCCGUAGUGGUGGAAAGCGGUUUCAAGCCAAUCUACCGCCGAAACGGUAUGAUGAAUGCGGAGUACGACGAUCUACUGCGCCAUCACGGCGAUAUGAUCCAACGGCGGCAGGACUACGACAUUGACGAAGCCAUCGAAAGCGACGCACUGAUGAUCGGCAGCGGUGAACCACAAAGGCAGGCUUUCGAACCAAUGUUCAUUCCGUCGCCCUUGGACAGUAUGGCCUUGGCUCAGAAAUCGGCGGAAGUUGAAGAACGCAAAGCCGCUAUGGAACGGUUGACAGGGGACCUGAAGGAAAUGAACGUUGAGGAGGGUGAGGACAAAAUGGCAAUGCCCGACGACCGAGUUGACUCGUAUUACCUCCCACCGGCGACGCAAAAUGUAGUAAAGGUUUAUCCGGAGGGAUCUGUCGUGUCGUACGACGGAAAGGCUGUACUCGAUGUAUCGCUGUUGAACUCGCCAAGCAACGUUCGACAGGAAGCCAUAAAAUCGGUCUCGAAAACUGAGCAAUUCAUCAGAGACAAUCCUCAAUUCGGGCCAUUCCGUGGAGAAAUUCCUCCUAUUUCUGAUUACGUCGCACCGGACUCACAUCCAAUCUACGGAGUUCGUGGACCCAAUUCUGUGCAGUCGCCUGUUUCAGAGUACGCCAACCCCCUGGUCCCCGGUGGCAUUAAUGCGCACGACAACAAAGAUCUCAGCGUGAAACCUAUUUCCACGAAACUGUCCAUCAUCAAACCAGUCGAAGAACAGCCGGAAGAGUCCCGAAAGAAGCGUGAAGCUCAUCACCAUCCAGACCACCACGGAGAUAGUCACGAUGAUGGCUGGGAAGAGCAACGCAAAGGUGUCAGUAGUGCGUCAACCGCGGUGAUGGCCACCUUGUUUUCUGUAUUUGCACCUUUAGUAUUAUUCCGGAGAGCAGCGUGAAAUCCCCCCUUGGUAGCUCUCAGUGUUUCCCUCCUGAACACUAUGAUUUGGAUUAAGUAUUGUUAGUUAAGUUUUAUUUAAAAAAACACACGCACACCGGUGUAAAAGUGAGCUACAAAAUUGUGCUAGAAAUUUUACAAACAAACUGUAAAUAUCAGUAAAUAUGCCGUUUGAUGGCGUUCCACUCAGA